UUUCUUACGCCGAGUUGCAGUUAUUACGGGGUUCUACGAUUGACUCUAUUUUCUUCUCAGAUGAUUUUCUCACUCGUCUUCUCAUCAUCCUGCGAUCCUUUGUAAUUUAUCGAGUGUUUCAUCACCAAUUGGUCUCUACAAACGUAUGUAAGAUAAAAAUCCAAACCCUAGAUUAUAUAUAAUGGAUGAAGAAUGCAAAACGACCGCUUUUGUAGACGUAGAGGAAGGUGAGAUCUCGGAUUCAGCUUCGGUUGAAGAGAUCUCUAAGGAGGCUUUCAAUAAGCAGGGAGACCCUUCGCCUCCCAUUUCUUCUGCUUCUAGUACUGCCGCUACAGCUGGGAAGGCGAAUUCGAAUGGCAAUGUUGCGAGUGACCCGAAACCUGCUCGUGUUUGGACAAUGAAAGACCUGUAUAAUAACUAUCCGAUCUCGAGGGAUUACGCUAGGGGUUUAUAUAAUUUAGCUUGGGCUCAGGCUGUUCAAAAUAAGCCUUUAGACGAGCUAUUCGUGAUGAAGAAAUCUGGGGCAGAUGCUUCGGAUAAGGGGAGCGGUGAGGAGAGUAAGAACGAUGCGAUUGUGAUUGAUGUAGAAGAUGGUGUUAAGGAAGACGAGGAGUUGGAGGAGGGUGAGAUCGAUUUGGAUUCGGAGGCUUUUGAAAACGGGGAUUUGAAGGAGGUUACUUCGGUGGCAAUGGUAGUGGGUGAUGCUGAGGAGAAGGUUAAUUUGAUUAAGGAAGAACUACGUAGUCUUACUGUAGAAGAAGCAUGGAAACCAUUCAAUGAAGCCUGCUCCAAAUUGCAAAGAUUGUUGGAUAGUUUGCACGAAAUUGUUUCUGAGAAUUCAUUAUCCGAGAAUGAAGCUUUGGCUGAAUUAUUUUUGACUGCCAUUCGAACUGCUAUAGCUGUGCUGUACUCUAUGAAACAGGCGGAGAAAGAGAAACAUAAAGACCCCUUAUCCAGAGUCCUUGUUGGUGCAAGUAGGAAAAUGACUCAACUUUUCUCCAAACAGCAGUUGCAUGAGGUGGGCAAGCUGUUGCAUUCUUUAGAUCUUUCAUCUAUUUCUUCGAAGAUUGAAGAUGGUGAUAAGGCCUUGGAGAUGAGAGUGGUUCAAGUGGUUAAUGAGAAUGAAUCAGACACAUCAUCUGUUACAGAUAUGUUUCAAGAUUCAGCAUUAAUGAACAGAAUGGAUUUGGAAUCAAUGACAGCAAAUGGUAUCAUUCAUAAUGAAUCUAAGAUGUCUAUUGAAUCUUCGAGACAGGCCUCUAAACUUAGAGGGUUAUCGCUUCCUUUGCUAGACCUUCAUAAGGAUCACGAUGCAGAUAGUCUUCCAUCUCCUACAAGAGAAACUCAGUCUCUCCUUCCUAGUGAUAAGGCAUUAUCAGGGGAACGUGGAGUAAUGAAACCUGAGUUCCCCUUUCCAAGAGGAGCUCUUCAGAUGAGUAAUUCUGUAAUGCAUCCAUACGAAACUGAUGCCCUUAAAGCUGUUUCCUCCUAUCAACAAAAAUUUGGCCGUAGUACGUUUUUCACGACUGACAGACUUCCAAGUCCAACCCCAUCUGAAGAUCAUGAUAAUGGGGACACUGACAUUGGUGAAGAAAUUUCCAGUUCUAUUCCCAAAAACUGCAAUAGUUUAAACACAUUGGGUCCUAAACAGCUUGUUGUUUCUUCUGUUCCCCAUGUGUCCAUUAGUACUGCUGGCUCCCUAAAUUCAGCAGCAACUCCUGUAUCAAGGAGUUCUCCAAAAAUCAAAGAUCCAAGACUUCGGGUCUUAAAUAACCCCCCAUCCCAAAGUUUCAACCCUGGAGUUGUUCCAGCUAUGUCAAAUAAUGAAAAUAUAAUUGUAGGUUUUGGGGAAAUGGUGGGAUCAAGAAAGCAGAGGACAGUUGAUGAACCUAUCCUUGGUGGUCCAGCAAUAAAAAGGCAUAAAAGUGAGCAGACAGACUCUGUUAUCAUCUCUAGUACUCCAUCUUAUACUGGGGGAGGUGGUUGGUCAGGAGUUAGAGGGGAUGGGUUUCCAGUUACUAAUAAUAACCUUCUCUUAAAGUCCAUGAAGGAUGUUAGUAAUUUGGAACAAGUAACAACUGCUGUCACAGCUCCUCCCACUGCACCGAAUGCCACAGUAAAUGCUAUUGAGAAUAUACCCGCAACAACCGCAAGUAUCGCAUCAACUACAAGUAUUGCAGCUACCUUGAGUGCUAUUGAGAAUAUACCUGCAACAACCACAAGUAUUGCAGCUACCUUGCAAUUUCUUUUAAAUGACAUUGCAGUAAAUCCAUCCACAUGGAUGGAUAGAUUUAAAAUGGGACAGCAGAGGUCUAUGGAGCCUUCCAAAAUCACAGCACAAUCCGUGAGCUCUUCUAAUAGUAGUAUGAGAGGCAUUCCGCCAAUGAAUGUGGCCCUUCCCCAAUCUUCCCCGACUGACCCCAGGCGGGGAGGAAUUCGUCAGGCUUCUCCGCAGAUAGCUACUCCAAAGGACGAUCUCGGGAAAAUCCGCAUGAAACCCCGUGACCCUCGGCGCAUCCUUCAUAACCCCUCAAUUCAAAAGGAUGAGAAAGCGGCUUUGGACCAAACUGGUGGUUUAAUUGCCAAAGUCCAGGUUGAACAGUUGGAUAAGAAGCCUGCAUUGGUCAAUUCCUCUGCUGCACCCGAUAUAUCUCACUUAUUUACUAAAAACUUGAAAAAUAUUGCCGACAUGAUCUCUGUUUCUCAACCACUUGUCUUCUCACCUCUAGCUUCUCAAAGUCCUCCAUCACAACAUACUCCCGUUUCUCAAGGUAAGUUGGAAGUGAAGGCGGUAGUUUUGGAUUCAAGCCAACUCCCAUCAUCUGAAGUGGCUUCUGUAAUCCACUCUCGACCUCAGAGCAGUUGGGGAGAUGUCGAGCAUCUCUUUGAAGGUUUUGAUGACCAACAGAAAGCUGCUAUCCAGAGAGAAAGGGCAAGAAGGAUAGAAGAACAAAAGAAAAUGUUUUCAGCAAAAAAGCUUUCCCUUGUCUUGGAUCUGGAUCAUACUUUACUGAAUUCAGCUAAGUUUAUUGAAGUAGAUCCAGUACACAAUGAAAUUUUGAGGAAAAAAGAAGAACAGGAGCGUGAAAAGCCUAAGAGGCAUCUAUUCAGAUUUCCUCAUAUGGCAAUGUGGACUAAGUUACGACCAGGGAUCUGGAACUUUUUGGAGAAGGCUAGCAAGCUUUUUGAGCUACACCUCUACACAAUGGGAAACAAACUUUAUGCGACCGAGAUGGCAAAACUACUUGAUCCAAAAGGUGAUAUGUUUUCUGGAAGAGUUGUAUCCAGAGGCGAUGAUGCAGAUCCCAUUGAUGGUGAUGAAAGGGUGGUUCCUAAGAGCAAAGACCUGGAGGGUGUUUUGGGGAUGGAAUCAUCUGUUGUGAUUAUUGAUGAUUCUGUGAGAGUUUGGCCUCAUAACAAACUAAAUCUUAUUGUUGUGGAAAGGUAUAUUUACUUCCCUUGCAGUAGGCGCCAGUUUGGCCUACCAGGCCCCUCUCUUCUUGAGAUUGAUCAUGAUGAGAGACCUGAAGCUGGGACUUUGGCAUCUUCUUUGGCGGUCAUUGAAAAAAUCCAUCAGAUGUUUUUUGAGCAUCCAUCCUUGGAUGAAGCUGAUGUCAGGAACAUCUUAGCCACAGAACAAAGACGGAUACUUUCUGGGUGCCGGAUUGUCUUCAGUAGGGUUUUUCCCGUUGGAGAAGCUAAUCCACACUUGCAUCCGUUGUGGCAAACCGCCGAACAGUUUGGUGCUGUGUGUACAAACCAGAUUGAUGAGAAGGUGACCCAUGUAGUUGCCAAUUCUCUUGGCACUGAUAAGGUCAACUGGGCUCUUGCUACUGGAAGAUUUGUCGUUCAUCCUGGCUGGGUGGAGGCAUCAGCUUUGCUCUAUCGGAGAGCAAAUGAACACGACUUUGCAAUUAAAUCAUAAACGAACAAAAAAUUCCCCACACCUGAUAAAAAAUUCUGACGCGUAAAAUCCCACAAGUGUGAGAUAUGAGUUGGGAAAAACCAGUCAAGUCAGUCUGCGCAAAACUGAAUGAACCAUCCAACCCUAUCCGACCUUGUUCCUCUUCCUAUCCUUUUUCACCAAAUGAAAGAAUCGUAAACAAGAGAAAAAGUCGGCUUAGGGGUAUAGAAGUCCAGCUAUCCCCCUAGUGUAUAAUAGGAUUGGUUCUAGACAGAAUUAAGAUGGGAAAUGCGGCUGGUUGACCUGCGAAGGGGGUCAGACCUGAACUUUAUAGAAGCAUUCUUGCCAUGGCUGAUGUCGUUGGUCAUAAUUUUAAAAAGGAAACAGAUCCCAUUUUUAGUGGUGUGGAGAUAGAGGGAAUCAUUCUUACACAAGAGUCAAGAUGUCACUACUGAGUGAGGGGUGGCAGUGACUGGAUAAUUGUUUACUGCAUAAAUUGGGGACUGUUGAGGAGCCAGCCAAGCCAUGCUCCAUAAUAGUCCCAGGUCAAAUGGCUGAGCAAAUACAAACACAGAAUAUGCCUGAUUCAAUUUUAAAUUAUAUAAUCUCGUCUCUUUUGCCUUUUUUCUUACAAAAUUUUUGCAUGGCG
Molecule: messenger RNA, 4553 nt
Organism: Cuscuta epithymum
Lineage: Eukaryota; Viridiplantae; Streptophyta; Magnoliopsida; Solanales; Convolvulaceae
Source: the annotation of a GenBank genome assembly